AUGGCUUGGACUGCAUCCAGCAAGGGUGCAGUCCACGUGGGUGGCGGCGAGAACGUCGCUGCCGUUUUACCUAGCAUAUCUGAUAUUCGUUGUGAGGUUCCCGAACUUAGAGGAGAUAACUUUAAGAUAUGGAAGGAGAGAAUUCUUCUUCAAUUAGGGUGCAUGGACAUAGAUUAUGCUAUAAGGAAAGAUGAACCACAUAAGAUCACUGAUACCAGCACACCUGAACAAAUUUUAUUGUACGAACGCUGGGAGAAAUCUAAUCGCCUUAGCGUGAUAUACAUUAAGACAAAAAUCAGUGCUGGUAUACGUGGUUCAAUCGAGCAACAUGAGAAUGUCCGUGAAUUGCUAAAGGCUAUUGACGAGCAAUUCGUCACUUCAGAUAAAGCCUUGGCAAGCACCCUAAUUAUGAAGUUCACAUCCCUGAAGCUCACCGGUAUAAGAGGUGUGCGUGAACAUAUCAUGGAGAUGAGGGACAUUGUGGCUCAAUUGAAGAAACUCGAGGUAGAAAUGUCUGAAUCUUUCUUGGUGCACUUUAUCCUUAACACUCUUCCACCUCAAGGAAGGAAGGUUAUUGAUGGAACAGGGAGAAAGUGCCAUGCUGGUGACGCAAAGGAAAGGAAAGAAAGGAAAAUCUCAAGCUAG
Molecule: messenger RNA, 645 nt
Organism: Vitis vinifera (wine grape)
Lineage: Eukaryota; Viridiplantae; Streptophyta; Magnoliopsida; Vitales; Vitaceae
Exons: 3
Coding region: 1-645 (214 amino acids)
Source: RefSeq, a predicted model, not a curated record